Messenger RNA from Drosophila nasuta, 319 nucleotides. It is a transcript of the gene Mtk, whose product is annotated as Metchnikowin. Gene Ontology annotation, biological process: antibacterial humoral response; antifungal humoral response. The transcript has a single exon. NCBI's taxonomy places the organism in Eukaryota, Metazoa, Arthropoda, Insecta, Diptera, Drosophilidae. The record is from RefSeq and is a predicted model, not a curated record. The coding region runs from base 48 to 242 and encodes 64 amino acids.
UUGGGUCUCUGGCAUCAAUCAACUUUCGACAGCCUUUCAGUGAAAAGAUGCAACUAAAUCUGGGAAAUAUUUGCUCGACGCCUCUGUUGCUGGUGUUGCUGCUGCUCGCAUCGCUUGGUGUCGCCCUCAGCGAGCCACGUCAUCGCGGACCCAUCUUUGACACCCGGCCGUCGCCCUUCAAUCCUCAGCAACCAAGACCUGGCGGACCUUAUAGUGGGCCCUAUAGCGGACCGGUCUACUAAAUGACACGCUGAUGUCGUUAACACAUUAGUCUAAUUUGAUGCGAUUAAAGUCAACUAACUGUACAUCAAAAGACGAA